AUGUCCGUCGUCUCCGAGGCCACGACCGAGGACGACGGCGCGUUCCACCCGCGCUUCGCGACUGGUGGCGACAUCACCCUCACGGCCAUCGACAACACCAAGUUCCGCUUCACGCUCAGUACCCUUCGUAAGUUGCCUUCUUUCCAGGUGGAACUAAUGUCAGUGAGCUACUCCGCCCCAUCGUCUGCUCUGCACGACAUGAUUGACCUGCCUGGUGCUGUCCCCGGCCCAGAUCAGAUUCUGCCUCUCACACAUGCGCGCGGGCCGACCCUCGCCUUCCUUCUCGAUUGCAUCAACGAGGCCGAGAAGAGGAAGGCCGACGGCGUUCUGCCUCCUGGCAAUGCUCCUGCUUCCGCGACUGCCACCGGCGAGGAGGAUGAAGACGGCGAUGACGACGAGGAAGAUGACGGCGACGACACUUCUGACGCCGAGGACGAGAAUAGCCCCGCUGACGCCGCUUUCGCCGCCGCCAUGGGUAUGGUCCUGCCUGCCCUUCAACCCCGCAAGAAGGGCCCAGCUCAGACCGCCCCCUCCUACAGCGGUCUUCCUUCCGGUCGCCACCCGCGCCCCCGCGCCAAGGCUGCUAUCUUCGCUCGCGCCCCAAUCCUUCCCCGUCUCCCUGCAACGGGGCAGGCGAUCGAGCGCUCGAAGAUCCUCCUCCCUACGCAGCCGCCUGACGAAGACGAGUGGGGUCCGAGUGGGUCGGUGUCCCCACCUCCCGGUGAGGUUGCGGAUGAUUCACUUCAAGGAGGCGUCGGUGGCGAGGCUUUCGGAUUAUCUGGUGGAGGAGACGUGGCCGUCGAAACGUCUGACGAUGGAGGGGGCGAAGGUGGUGAUUCGCCCGGCCAGGACGCGAAGAGUGGGAAGGAGGGCGACUCGAACAAGACUGACACACCUCGCGCCUCGUCCCCUGCGCCCUCUGAUGCGCCCUCCACUGCUUCGUUCGCUGCUUCUGUCAGCGCUGUGUCCGUCAAGUCCGUCAAUUCCACCAAGUCAGCCAAGUCCGUCAACGUGCCCGAGUCUGUGGCCGCGUCCGAAGCUGGGUCUGAGGCGACUGUCACCCCAACGCCGCAGCCCGAGCUUCAUGCUCCCACCUUCGAGGAAGUGCACAAUGUGCUGGACGCAUUCGACUUGAGUUCGCUCAAGUAUGUCGUGUUCGAUGCGCUCAAGGCGUCGUGCGAGACGCACCGCUCCGAUACCGAGGCGCCUGCGCACGCCCUUUCGGUGGAAUAUAUCUACGCCUUCGCGUGUCUGUACUCGAUUGGGAACAAGAGCUACUGGGCGACUCGUUGCCUCGCCUCCGCUUGGCGCGCUGGUCUCGUCCCUAACGCCACGCCUCUUGAUCGCCCGCGUGUUCGCUUUGCCUCCUUGGACCAAUAUCCGCUCACGCUGCUCGCCGAGGACGACCUUCAGGCGCUCAAAGACAUGUUCGGCCGCUUCAACCGGGCGUUCUCGAUGUUCGCAUCUCACUUUGUCGGCACUCCGCCGAGCGACCGCAACCCGCGCUUCGGUCGCGCAUGUCGCCAGUGCCCCGUCAAGACCGAGUACGACGAGUGGCCCAAGUUCAAGAGUGCGCUGUUACGCGAGCAUCUCGCGCCGAUUCUCAUCAUGAACCCUCAGUUCAUACGCAAGAGGAACUGGCUGACUGACCAACUGAGGCAGUACAUUACCUGCCCGCGCUGCGCCGACCGUAUUAUCCACUUGGUCCUCAACCUGUGGAAGCGCGUCAAGAGCAACGACUGGAGCUUCAACAUCAGGAACCGCGGACGCAAGCCUCGCUUCGUUCACAAGCGCAAGCUCUACCAUGCUUGGAGCCACAUGUCGGCCGCGCAGCAGCAGGCCGUGCAGGCGCACCUGCAGGCCCAACUGCAGGCCCAUCAGGCUCAGCAGCAAGCCCAACCUCAGCAGCAGCCCCAGCAAGCGCAGCAGCAGGCUGCCAAUCUUAGUCUCACGUUCGCCAACCCGGGCGUCACGACCACCACCACUGCGACUGGGACGGGCUUCACGACUGUCUGGCAGCUUCCCGCGACCGCGCCAGGUGGCCCCGUGAGCUUCCAGGCAUGGACUGCGGCGCCGCCCUCGUUCGUCCCCAACGCUACCGCCGGGCAGGGUACAAACACGACCGCACCCGCCAGUGCUGCCAACCAUGUCGCGCCGGCUCCUGCGCCUAUCCCCGCGCCUGUGGCUCCGACCACCCAGCAUGUUGCUCCCCCUGCCCCAGCUGCCCCGAUCGCUCCCCCCGCGGCGUCGGCCGGGAACACCUCUCCCGCUCACACCGGCUGGGGUGCCCCUCCCCCUCCCCCCGCUUCCGCGAGCGCGCCGCCUGCCUCUCACUCCUCGUCGAGCGGGUGGGUAUCGGCUGCCUCCAGUGCCUGGGCGACCAGCGGCUCGACCGGCUGGGGCUCGUCGGCCCCUUCGCCCGGCUUUGGUUCUGGAGGCACGUCGUCCGGCUGGGGUUCUGGUGCGGGCACAUCGUCCGGCUGGGGUUCUGGUGCGGGCACAUCGUCCGGCUGGGCUUCGAGUCCGGCGUCGGGCUGGGGCGCGGGUCCGUCUGCCGCUACGCCUGCUCACGCCUCUGGGUGGGGUGCGCCACCUCAGUCGGGCACCAACAACACGCAGUCGAGCUCUAGCUCGCACACGGCGAUGAACGACGCGCAGGGCUGGGGCGGCCCUCCCCCCGCGAACGACGAUGGCUGGUGA
Trichosporon asahii var. asahii CBS 2479 is the source of this 2700-nucleotide messenger RNA. RefSeq lists its product as uncharacterized. The transcript has a single exon. The record is from RefSeq and is a predicted model, not a curated record. Lineage: Eukaryota; Fungi; Basidiomycota; Tremellomycetes; Trichosporonales; Trichosporonaceae. The coding region runs from base 1 to 2700 and encodes 899 amino acids.